Molecule: messenger RNA, 2632 nt
Organism: Chelmon rostratus (copperband butterflyfish)
Lineage: Eukaryota; Metazoa; Chordata; Actinopteri; Chaetodontiformes; Chaetodontidae
Gene: fam171b
Product: protein FAM171B
Exons: 8
Coding region: 71-2503 (810 amino acids)
Source: RefSeq, a predicted model, not a curated record
CAUCGUUCUGCUCCUCCCGAGCUCGUCUGUCGCGGUUCGGUAUGUCUUUGAGCCUGCUCCCCCUCUCGCCAUGCCCGCUGCUGAUCGCCACCUGCCGUCUCCGCUGCUGCUCUUUCUGCGGUCUUUGCUUCUGAUUUCCUGCCUGGAUGUGGCGGUGAGAGCAGCGGAGGAGGGCGGCGGCCUGCCCUCCUCUUCGCCCGGGGACAAUGGCCUCACCGUCGCAGUGGGAGACCCGACCGGCCCGGGGCGAUCCGUCAGCCCCUCCGCCCCGAUAGCAGAGUCCCAGUUUGCCCUGAAGGUGCUGGUGAGGGACAUGGCGACCCGUCAGGUGCUGCCAGGUGCUUCAGUGGAUGUUUACAUAAACCACACCCUGACGAGCUCUGCCCGAACAGGGGAGAGAGGUGAGGUUCUGCUCUGGGUAGCGUACAGCCCAGGCCUCACUCUGACUCUGCUGGGCAACAUGGAAGGCUACGUGCCCAGCCCCCUGCCCUGGAGCACCACCAAGAGACCGAUUUUCUCUGCUGUGACGCUGCUGCUGCUCCCUCACAGUCAGGGGAACAUCUGGCUGUUUGAAGACUCGGUACUCAUUACCAGGAAGCUACCUGACAGCUCCUCUCAACCCAAGGUUAAGUUCCCAAAGAACCUCCUCACCAUGACUGAUAAGAACAACAUCUCUUCACUGACGGCAUACCUGACUGUGCCACAGCACCACCUAGCUAAAGACUGCAGCAACUGCACUCCAGGCAUCAUCAGCAGCAGCAAAUCAGUGUUAAGACGUGUCGAGCUGAAGGCGGUGGCGGCCGUCAACGUCCUGCUGUACUCCGGUGGUGAGGAGCUCCAGGUUCGAGGGCCCAUUCAAAUCAGCCUGCCCCUGGGACACAGCACGCGCCUCAGGGCUGCUGAUACUGUUCCAGCCUGGGCCUUUAACCUAAAGACAGGUGCCUGGGAGAGUCAGGGUCUGGGAAUAGUGAAGACAGUUGGUGAUGAGCUGGUUUGGACCUACACCGCCUCCCAUCUGGGCCACUGGAUUGCCGCCCCCCUUCCCUCAUCUAACGAUUACCAGGGACACGGAAGCUCUUUGGAUUUCUUAUCCUACCACACCUAUCUGUUGCUGGGAAUACUGGGAGGAACGCUGGCUAUUGUGAUUGGAUUUCUUUCUUUGGUGCUGUGUCACUGCGGAAGCUUCCAUGGACAGCCGAGGAGAAGGACAGCACGCUUUUCCAAACUCACGGUGGUGAAGAAAGACCAAACCACCUCCACCCACAUGGAAGAGGGUCUGUUGUUCCGUUCUGGCGACAACAGCCUCGCUUCCUGCAGUGUCCAGUGUGAACCCUUGUCCACGCCGAGGCACAAAGCCAACUACAACAUCUAUGUGGAGGAUCCAGGGAGUCGCCCGGCGGCUCCGUUUUAUGAGAACAUUGCUCCGGAUCGGAUGAAAGGUCCCCAGCCGCCAUCCCACUACAUCAACAGUGAAGAGGUGGCUCGGCUUCGGGAGAAGUCAGAGCAGAACCGGGUCAACGUGAACUCUGACAACUUCUUCCAAGAUAAGCUGGUGCAUAUCUACAACCAGCCAGUGGCUAUCAUUCAGGCGCCAGAGCUUUUCAGCGUUCAGGAGCCGCAACUGUCAGGUUGCAAGUCUGCUACCUUCCCCCGCAAUGGAGUUGAGUAUGAUGCUCACUCAGAGCCUGCAAGUAAAGACAGCUACACCCAGACACUACCCAAAGUCCCUCACCACCACUCCCAAGGUGGAAGCAGCCCACAGCAGAGCAGCCAAGACGAGCCCCAGCCUCUGGAGACUCCCCCCCAAGGCCAAGGUCCUAACGCCGCUGUGUGGGGACGCUACAGUAACCUCCUCGAAUCCUCCGUCUCUGUGCCUGGGACUCUUAAUGAGGCAGCUGGUAUGGAGGCCUUCAGCAGUGGGCAUGGCGUACCCAGCGAGCUGCAAGGGAUUUCAGAGCGCACCUUGCUCGAGCUGACCCGGGGAAAGCCCUUGUCGUCUCACCCCAGGGCCUGGUUUGUCUCCUUAGACGGGAAGCCGGCCGCACAAGUUCGCCACUCCAUCAUUGAGCUCCAGAGUCGCCACCGCCCACCGAGCAGCAACGACACCAGCCUGGACUCGGGGGUGGACAUGAACGAGCCUCUGCAGAAUAUCCGCGAGACAGAGCGCGACAGGCCUUCAAUCAGGGCCUCUUCCCUGCCGCACCACAGCCGAGGGGGGCGUUACGGUGAAGAGCAGGACCUGAGCAGUAGUGAGAGUGGCACAACGGCCACCUGUACGCCAGAGGACCCUUCCCUGAGGAACAUUUUAGACGGGAGCAGUGGAGCUAUUCCCAACAUUCCCGAAGAGCGGGACGGGAUGGAUACUUCCAGCGCUCAGGAGGACAGUGAGUCGAGAGGUACGCCGCCUCCACGACGCCUGAGGAAGGUGAGGGAGAAGGGGAAGACAGAAAAAAGGAGUGCCAAGCAUGUCCGUGAGGGGAGACCUCUGACCAAGCGAAGUUAGAGCAUGGCCCAUUGCAAACAUGGAGACGAGCAUUUUUUCGUUCAUGCUUAAUUUAAAUGUCCCAUUUUCCAUCUAACCCAUUGCGAGCUAUUUUCAUCACAAGAUCCGAACUAGUUUUUAAACACUCGU